Staurois parvus is the source of this 1545-nucleotide messenger RNA. The record is from the annotation of a GenBank genome assembly. NCBI's taxonomy places the organism in Eukaryota, Metazoa, Chordata, Amphibia, Anura, Ranidae.
AUGGGAGACUGGAAUUUCCUUGGGGUAAUCCUGGAGGAAGUCCACAUUCACUCUACCAUAGUUGGAAAAAUCUGGCUUACUAUCCUGUUUAUAUUUCGAAUGCUGGUCUUGGGAGUAGCAGCUGAAGAAGUUUGGAAUGACGAGCAGUCACAAUUUGUAUGCAACACAGAGCAACCUGGAUGCAAAAAUGUCUGUUAUGAUCAAGCAUUUCCUAUAUCUUUGAUCAGAUAUUGGGUUCUGCAGGUCAUUUUUGUGUCUUCACCUUCAUUAGUCUACAUGGGACAUGCAAUUUACAGACUUAGAGCUCUUGAAAAGGAAAGGCACAAGAAGAAAGCACAACUGAAAGGGGAACUUGAAGGAGUUGAGUAUGAGUUGACUGAGGAUCAGCAAAGAAAACUUAACAAGGCUCCUCUUCGUGGGUCUCUACUCUGUACCUAUGUUAUACAUAUAUUCACUCGAUCUGCUGUUGAGGUUGCUUUUAUGGUUGGUCAGCAUUUACUUUAUGGUGUUCAGUUAGAUCCACUUUACAAAUGCCAGAGGGACCCUUGCCCUAAUGUGGUUGAUUGCUUUGUAUCAAGACCCACAGAAAAGACAGUAUUUAUGUUAUUUAUGCAAAGCAUUGCAGGUGUUUCUCUUUUUCUUAAUAUUCUGGAAAUAGGACAUCUGGGAGUGAAAAAGAUAAGGAAAGGAUGUUUAGUAAGAUAUAAACUUAAAGAUGAAUUUGAUGAUUUUUAUGUAAUGAAAUCUAAGAAGCACUCCACAGUAACUCAUACAGGCAUUGGGACAUCUUCUAGUCCACACAAGACCCUUCCUUCAGCUCCUAGUAACUACACUUUGUUAAUGGAUAAACCAAAUGAUCCAUCUGUAUAUCCAAUAUUGAAUCCUCCUUGUGGAUUUCAUCCUAUAGUAGAUAUGCGUACAGAAAACAAUAAUACCUGUAUUCUUGAUGAGCAAGAAACCAAAUCAGCUAAUGAAGUCAACCCUGCAAACAUGGCAGACAACCACUUCCACAAUAGCAGCUCCAACAAUAAUGAAAAGUUCACCAAAACUUAUAUUUCUGAUAACAAAAUUCCAAAAAGUCAUCCACAAAGGAAAAGUGGAUAUAUAAUAAGCAGUCGAUCCAGUGGUGAAAGUGCACCAGGUAUUCCAAUGGGAACAAUGACUGAAAUACCUUCUGAGGACACUGUGGAUUGCUCUGUAAAAAAUAUGAUUUGUUCCACAACCAGUAAUGCAGUUCGUAAGACCAGGAGAGUUAGUGCCCCUUGGCACAAUUCUAGGAUGGGUGACAGAAGUGGUUUUGUUCAAGAUUCUGUAUGCAGCAGCAGAGGACGCUACAGCUUCAGUGCAAAUAGAUCAUGGGCACUCUCCAAGUCUGACCUGAAGCGCAUCAGUCGGCCAGCUACACCAGAAGCCCUAGGGGAGCAGAGUCCAGAAUACAAGCAGAAUGAGGAGUGUGAUGGCUCUGUGACCUUCUCUCCAUCUCGACGGAUGUCACUGGCAAGUAACGCCAGUAGCCGGCGUGUCCCCACCGAUCUACAGAUAUAA